Molecule: messenger RNA, 4521 nt
Organism: Danaus chrysippus (African queen)
Lineage: Eukaryota; Metazoa; Arthropoda; Insecta; Lepidoptera; Nymphalidae
Source: the annotation of a GenBank genome assembly
AUGUUCAAUCACAAGCUACCGACUGACUUUCCAAUGCAAACCCUCCGUAAGAAAACCAGCCCUUGCAAAUAUAAGAACGAGCCGGGUCGAUUUCUGGGUGAGGGGGUAUCUUUUCGGGCAAAAUUGAUCGGAGUUCUCGAGGUACCGGAGGCGAGGGGGGACAGGAUGUGCCAGGAGGCGCUGGCUGACCUCAAGAUGGCCAUCAGGGCCGCUGGGGAGCACAAGCAGAGGAUACAAGUACACGUCGCCAUAGACGGGCUGAGGCUACGUGAUGAUAAGACUGGAGAUUCCCUGUAUCAUCACCCAGUCCACAAAAUAUCCUUCAUAGCUCAAGAUAUGACAGACUCAAGGGCCUUCGGAUAUAUCUUCGGAUCGCCAGACACCGGGCACAGAUUCUUCGGCAUCAAGACUGAUAAAGCAGCUAGUCAAGUAGUUAUAGCGAUGAGGGAUCUAUUUCAAGUGGUUUUCGAAUUGAAGAAGAAGGAAGUGGAAAUGGCGAAGCAACAGCUUGAAGGGAAGACAGUCAGCAGUCUAGCCAGACAUGCCGCUGUCACUACUACAGAUAAUAAAGCAAAGGUAACCACCACCAUGACAGAUAAUGAAAAUAACAAGAAACCUACACGACCAAAACAAACAACAUACCACACGGUAUCGCUCAAUGUCAGUCAAAGUAAGAUGAGAGACAGGCUACAAAUACAACGCUUGAGAUGUUUCUGUAAACACAAAUACGUGAAAUUUGAGAAUAUAUUCGAUGAAAACGAAUUUAAAUCAAGUAAUUAUAGUAUUCCAUCCGGGGACAGCGCUAAAACCGAGGGUCCAGAAGGUGGAGUAGCUGAGCUUGUAGACUUGGAGCAAGAACUAUGUUCAUUAAGACGAGGUCUCACUCAAGUUGAAGGACUUACACCUAGUACGGAUCCUUUCGGCGACUCGUUUAUUGUACCAGCCCAAAAAGGCUUACUGCCUCCUCCUCCGAGAGGCCGUGCUCCACCUCGAGCACCUUUCUCUCCUAGUAAGCCGAGCUUCGAUCUGACUUCCGACAUCGAACCCAAGAUAGACUUGCCUGAUAUGGAAAUACCAGAACUACCUGAUCUGAGAGAGCCUAAAACCACCAUGGUGCGUGGUGGUGGCUACGACGUGUUCACGGAUCUCGACCCACUGGGCACCGGACGGAGUAAACCUUACGUUGACAAAAAACUCUUCUUUCAGGAGCUCAAAAAUCCACCAAAGAAAGUGCUCAAAGACCUCGUACCGACGACGCAUUCCCUUCUAUCAGAUAUCUUGCCGGUAGAGAAAUCGGAUUACGGGCCGCCCACCACGAUGACGUCACUCACUCGUCACUCGGGAGGCACAGUCGCGGUCGCGAAACCUACUCAGCAGACGUUCUCACCGAACUUCUUUACGUCAGAUCCGUUCGCUGAGACAGACCCUUUUGAUAACACGGACCCCUUCUCAGACACGUUCAAGGACGAUCCCUUCACUACCAUGGCUGAAUUCCCUAAGAUCAGCACACUGAGGAUGGAGGAACCGAAGAAUAAGGCCAAGGAGUCAAUACUUGAUAAAGACGGUCUGGAGGAUAAAAACGUGUUCAACGGACCGCUUCAAGUGUCCCUACCGCCGGAACCCACGCCCAAAUCCCCGAGACUAACCAGACAGAACACGGACACGAGCACGAUCCGCCAGCGACCGACACCUGGUCGUAUUAGUGGUGAGGGUGCGUCCCCCCCUCCCCCGCUCCCUCCUAAGAAAACCGACGCAGCCCCCGCCCCGCCCCGGCCUCCUCACGAACAUGAUGACGACACACCGCCCCUACCGAAACCCGCUAGGAAGAAGGAACCAUUGGCCGACCGCAGCAUUAAGCCUCGUCAGUGUUCGUUGGCAACGAGCUCGGAAGACGAGUAUUUGUCCCCGGCGCCGCCUCCCUUACCCGCCGCUCGUAGACUCGACAUCACACUCAGCCAGCUAUUGACACUCACAAUGGAUGAUCUAGCCGCGAGACUUCGGGUUCCCGCUGCAACAUUAUCAUCAAUGACGCUGCCUCAACUAACUGACUAUCUGAGAUCAUAUGUAGCUUCCGAGAACGAGAAAGCUCACAUACACGUGGACCCGCUGAUGAAACCAGAGAAAGAAAAGGUGACGCCAAUAAUACCCACGACUGUAUCAGAGAAAUUAGUAACUCUAGCGCCGGUGAACCAGUUCAAACCUCAGUUUGAAGAUAACUUCGCACCUUCCGACUCCGCGGACACUUUUGUAGCUAACUUUGACGAUUUCGAUAAAAAAGCUAAUCCAACUUACGACAAAUACGCUGCCUUCAGAGAAAUACAGGAACAGGAACUUAAAGCGAAAUCUAUAUUAGACCCGAUAGAACCGGAGAAACAAGAAGAUGAUGAACUCACUAUCAUUGAGAAGUUGAUCAAGACUGAGGAACAGAAGAUAGAAGAACGGAAAGAACUAGACAAAAGUCCACUAAAGACUUUGGACGAAUUGACGAUAAACUCGUUCAACAUGUUCAGAAACUCCGUCAGCCCGAAACCAAUCGACGCAAAAAUAGAAGAUAUAAAAACUGUUAUGAAAAAUCUGCAAAUAGAACAGCAGAGACGAAGCGUUUCACCCAGAGACAAUGGACUACCGGAGACCAAACAAGAAGACACUAACGAUAGAUACGCGGCCUUAAGAGAAAUAACUAUAACAGAGCCGCAAGAAGAGUUCGAAUCAAUACCACCUGAAGCGCCCAAAGAAAGGAAGAAAUCUGAUGAAAAAUCCGAUGGAUUUGAUAACUCAGAUUUCUUUGACUGCAUCGAUAACAGUUCGUUAUCUUUUAACGUGGAGGACGCGUUCAGAAAGAGUCCAAUAGUGAAGGAAAAGGAAGAAGAGAAGAAAAUAGAAGAAAAAAAGGAAGAACCUCCGAUAGAAGAGAUUCCAGUAAGAGAUUUACCACCGACAAGACUAUCAGCGGGUUCUAUAAGUGAUGUAGCUAGUGGAUCAUCACCGGAUACAAAAGGUGCGGUGGUUGGCGUAGUGGGAGGUCUUACUAGGCUGGGCUGGACGGAAGGCUGGUCUUCUGAUUCGAGGGAGUCCGAGCCUAGACAAAGAAGAAGACGAACACACAAUAGAGGACCCUCGGUACAGACAUCAUCAUCUUCCCGAGAUGUGUCUCCGUGGGAUGAGGAACCACCAACCAGAUUAACACGACCUCCUUCACAUAGGGACAGGGGUAGAGACUCUAGGCACAAUUCAUCCGGAUCAAGAGAGUGUCUCGAUUCAGGCAGUGGGAGAGAGAAGGAGAAACGAGAUAAACGAGGCAGCAGAGAGAGAGACUUGAACAGAGAUGGGAGAGAGUCGGCCAGAGAUAGGAGAGAUUCCGGCAGUGGGAGAGAUAGGCGUGACGUCAGCAAGGAGAGAGAUCACAGAGACCAUAGGGAGGGAAGAGACAGGAGAGAUAGACGGAGUAGAGAAAGAGAAAAGGAGUCUUGGAACAGAGAGAGAACUUACAGCAGAGAGAGAGAUUACAGAGACUCGAGGAGCAGAGAGAGAUCUAAGGACUAUAGAGAUAUAGACAGACAUAGGAAGACGAGACACUCAUAUGAUGACGGAGAUUACAGUGACGGAUGUGGUUCAGGAAGAUCUUCACCCAGAGAACGAUGGAACGAAAGAUGGAGGAGAGAUGAAAGAAACUAUGGUUCAUUGGGCUGGCGGGAGACACGACGGAGAAAUGAACUGAGGCAGGCAGAGGAUAGUAGUGAGAGGAGAUACGGCUGUACUCUCGGCUGGCCCGGACGACGGUCUGCUGGUGGUACAAGGAGGGAGACGGAUAGAGAGAUCAGGGAUUCCAGGGAAUCCCGGGAUUCAGGCCGGGAUUCCGGACGGGAUUCGAGAGACCCGCGGGAUUCCGGCAGGGAAUCGGGCCGGGACUCACGCGAUCCACGGGAUUCCGGUCGGGAUUCGGGUCGUGAAUCCCGGGAUGCGAGGGAACCGGUCCGGGAUUCACGGGAUCCGAGACGUCGGCGCCGGGAAGAUACGAGAACUAGACCACGGGACUACAGGUUCUCGAACGACUUCUCUCCUCGCGAGAGAGAACACUCCUCGCCGUUUGAUAAUGACUUCCAAGAUACUCCUGUACCGAGCGUCAAGAAGAAGACUCCUUACGCCACUCUGGAAGGAACCAGGUUAUUAUUCGAAGCGGAGGACAGUACAGCGUCCCCUCUAUCAGCGGGGUCUGUUCGUCGUGAGGGCGAGUCCCCCGCGGCUCGAUUCCGUUUCGAUUCAGACUCUGUCUCCCCGCGGUCUAUGUUCGAAGAUGACUUCACUCCACGCGCGCCCUCUAUCGCCGAGGAGGAUGAAGGCGAACCGGCGCCUCUACGACCGAAGCCCCCGCGUGACGUCAGAAAGUCAGAUUCAGUGGAUAUAUUCACGAGGGAAUCCGACCCCUUUGAAAACGACGCGUUCUUCGCCUGCACCGGCUCGGAUAGAGUCGCGCGCAGAGAAAACUGGCCCGGAGACUUCCACGGCUUCGACAACGUGUAA